AUGAACGAUUGUGAGAUGGAUUGCAGAAGGGCAAGGAGACACUGCAUUUUUAGAAGUUGAAGUUAUUACGUGGCCUCCUGUGUGGGAAUCGACCCGAUGGCAGAAUUAUCCAGCCUGCUUGUGCUGUUAGAUGAAGAGAAAACACAGUGAAUUAAACAAAGGACCAACAAGGGAUUGCCCUUGGUUUUUGUGCUUUUUAGUAUUCAUCAAGCUCUCUUCUGCAGGCAGACACUGCAUUUAAGUUAGAAAAAUGAAGCAGUUGAAAAGAAAAAGGAAAAGCAAUUUCAGUGUUCAAGAAACUCAGACCCUUUUGAAAGAAAUUACGAAAAGGAAAGAAGUUAUUUUUUCCAAGCAGCUCAAUACGACAAUUAACGUGAUGAAGCGGAUGGCCUGGGAGGAGAUUGCGCAGUGUGUGAAUGCCGUGGGAGAAGGUGAGCAGAGGACGGGGACAGAAGUGAAGAGAAGGUACCUUGACUGGCGAGCCCUCAUGAAGAGGAAGAGAAUGAAGGCAAACAUUAAGCUCGUUGGCUCUGGCUUCCCGCUUCCGACAUCCGAUUUAGAUGACUCUCUCACUGAAGAGAUAGACGAAAAGAUUGGAUUCCGAAGUGAGACAAAUUUUGAUUGGCAAAAUGUGGCAGAUUUCAGGGAUGCAGGUGGAUCCUUAACUGAAGUCAAAGUGGAAGAGGAAGAACGGGAUCCACAGAGCCCUGAAUUUGAGAUUGAGGAGGAGGAAGAGAUGUUAUCGUCAGUUAUCCCUGACCCCAGGAGGGAAAAUGAACUUCCUGAUUUCCCUCACAUUGAUGAGUUUUUUACCCUGAACUCAACGCCAUCUAGAUCAUAUGACGAGCCCCAUUUGUUUGUAAACAUUGAGAAGCAGAAGCUCGAGUUGGAAAAACGGCGGCUGGAUAUUGAGGCGGAAAGACUGCAGGUGGAGAAGGAGCGCCUCCAGAUUGAGAAGGAGAGGCUCCGGCUUCUAGACCUGGAGCACGAGCGGCUGCAGCUGGAGAAGGAGCGGCUGCAGCUGGAGCGAGAGAGACUGAGGUUGCAGAUCGUCAGCUCGGAGAAACCGUCCUUGGAAAGUGAACCUGGCCCCACCGAGAAGUCCAUCCUUCAGCCUCAGGACAUAGAAGCAGAGAAGCUGAAACUUGAACGAGAACGCUUGCAACUGGAGAAAGAUAGGCUGCAGUUUUUGAAGUUUGAGUCUGAGAAGCUGCAGAUUGAAAAGGAGCGCUUACAAGUAGAGAAAGAAAGACUUCGCAUUCAGAAGGAAGGACACUUGCAGUGAAUUUUAAGUCUACAGUUGGCAGAUGUUUGUAAACCUUAGGUUUUACUGUAGGUCUGGUAAUAAUCAAGUUGAUUGUGGGAUUCGUUGUUUGGGGUUUUGUUUUCCCCUGAAAAAUGUCAGUGUCUUCUGUAGGGUAAAGAUGGUUAUGUGUGAGUUAUGUAUGUCUAACUAGUGUUUGUAAAACUCUUUUGUGCUCUGACCUGUGUAUUAGAAACUAUUGGCGUGUAUGCUUCCACCAAGUUAUGGUACAUAGUCUUGUAUAAUCUGUGCAUCCAGAGUUUAGAGUUAUGUCUGUGUAAAACUAGUCCAGUGCUUUUCAACCAGGAGUGAUUGGCAUUGUCUGGAGACACUGACAAGGGAGCUGCUAAUACCAUCUACUGGGUAGAGACCAGGGUUGCUGGUGGACAUUCUACAAUGCACAGGACAGCUCUCCACAGUAAAAAGUUGCCUCGUCCAAAAUGUCUGUAGUGCCCACGUUGAAAAACCAUAUCCUAGCCUGAUUGUGAUCCAUAAAGCUUUUAUAGUUUCUGACUAUUUAAAACCUAAGAUAUUUACGUGAGUAGGCACUUAACUGGCCAAAUACUUUAUGGAAUAUUACUGUGUAGAAUAUUGAAUGUAGGAAGUGAUGAAGAUUAUAGAUAUUUUAUCCCCCCUUUUUCAUCCUUCUGAGAUUUGGAAAACAAUUCCAGGGACUCAGAUUACUCUACCUUUUCACUUUGGAAAGCAGAUUAUUCAUCUAUCUAGCUAUUGAUGUUCUAUAAGAAAAUACAGACUUGAAGCUGUAGAUCCUUUCUUUGAUGCGAUCAUCUUAUUUCUGAUUAAAAAAAAAGUCAUUUCAGCAAUGUGCUAAAAGCCUUAUCUAAAUAAAUGGUUUAAACUGAUAAAAAUUGUACCAUUUCCGUGAAUUUAACCCAGUAAAAGAAUUUGCUUUUUGAAAUGAGUAAUAGCAACUAUUUAGGAGUGGGGAAGGGGGACUGUCCCCUGCAUCGUAUAAUAAUGAUGAUGCAAUCAUGAUUGUAGUUGUGUGUUUUGAAUUGACAGGAACAAAUACCACACGGCUGACCUAAUCUGUUGACUGUCUUUGAGAGUGGACUCUCAUUCCACACUGUGAGGCCCACAGAAGUCACCUCCUGUCAUGUGUACUUUGCACUCACUCUGAAGAGUGAGAAGUUGGUAUGUUCAGGCCCUUUGUUUGUUACUCUAAGAAGUCAAGGGCUCGUUUAGCCCGCUGAUCUGCCUUCAUUCCUCUAAUAAGUUACCAUUUAGUGGUCUGAAAAUGAUGGAUAAGCCACCCAGGAGUUUCCAUCUGCUCACUGUAAAUCUGAGAGUGACGUCUGUCAUUUAGCUCUCUCUCUCUUGUGGCCACAACAUUUACUUUUAAAAAAUGAGAGAAAGGGAAAUAUUUUCACCAGCUCAAUUGUUCUCAAAGCUUGGUUCCCAGACCAGCAGCAUCAGUUUCACCUGGGAACUCGCCUAGAAAUAGAUACUCUAUUGGACCAAGCCUGAGGCAGGACCCAGCUUUUUUUUUUUUUUUCUAAUCCUUUUAAUCAUCGAGGUGAUGCUGAUGCUCCCGAAAAGUUUGAGAAUUCCUGCACUAGAUCACUUUGUGUUUUUGAUUUCUAGGCCUUAUCUAUAGCUUUAAUACAUUUAUUAUAUUGGUAGAUUCCACCUUGAUUCUGUGUGUAUUUUUAAUUUCAGACUGACUUGAAACCAUAUGUGAUACUUGGAUAUGAGUAGACAAAAAAAAAAUGUACUUCUGCAUAGUUAUCCUAAUUUUGAAAUAGUUAUUUUUUAUAACUGAAAUAAAUACUUCUGUAGAAAGAAAUUGUGAUUUUUUCUGACUUAAAGUGAUGUUCAGUGUUGCAAGUAAGGGUUGAGGUUUUAAACCUGGCAAAGAGGGAAUAGGUGUAUUAACAUUCUAGGCAUUCUGCUGUGUGCUGUACAAAUAUAUGCUCCUCAAAGCAACCUUGAGUUAAAUCAUGUUCUCUCAAUUCUUAUAAGGAAACAGUGCCUCAUAAGAUGUAAUGAUUACAUACCUGAACUAUUACAUAAAUACCCAUAUUGACCCAAUUUCUAUUAUGAGAGGUCUAAGUCUGGGUUUAGCUGUAAAUCUGUAGGUUUAGUUCUAAGUAUUAUAGCCUUGCGGUGUGCCACCUGUAAAAGUCAUUGAACUUGCUUAGUGACUUGAUUUCUUCAUUUGUAAAAUGGAUAUACUAAUGCUUCCUCUGCUUAUGGUUCAUAGUUUUUUGCUUUUUAAAUAAAAUGGUGUAUGUAUUUAA
Molecule: messenger RNA, 3564 nt
Organism: Echinops telfairi (small Madagascar hedgehog)
Lineage: Eukaryota; Metazoa; Chordata; Mammalia; Afrosoricida; Tenrecidae
Gene: MSANTD4
Product: Myb/SANT DNA binding domain containing 4 with coiled-coils
Exons: 3
Coding region: 251-1285 (344 amino acids)
Source: RefSeq, a predicted model, not a curated record